This is a messenger RNA of Micropterus salmoides (largemouth bass), 2235 nucleotides long. RefSeq names its product FAM161 centrosomal protein B (gene fam161b). The transcript is spliced from 9 exons. Gene Ontology annotation, biological process: cilium organization. The record is from RefSeq and is a predicted model, not a curated record. Lineage: Eukaryota; Metazoa; Chordata; Actinopteri; Centrarchiformes; Centrarchidae. Gene Ontology annotation, cellular component: cilium. The coding region runs from base 196 to 1872 and encodes 558 amino acids.
GGAAGUAAAAGACACUUGCGUCGUCUCAGGUGUAAAACAGAGACUCUUUCAACUUCAUUUCAACAACAUACCUCAUAAGCUUACCGAAUAAGUAGUGUAUCUUGCCAGCGGAGAUAUACGAAUUUGGAAGACGCUUCGACGCCAAGAAACACUUCCUAAAACUCGUCUUUUACCAGUUUCACAGGUCAGAGGAAUAUGUCAAAGCUGGAGACCAUGCUGGAAGAUGGACUCAGAUCAGAGUUAAUGCUCCAGCAGCAGCUGAAGACCUUGAGUAAGAACCUCAGGCAGCAGCUGCAGGAGACAGAGAGGAGACAGAGAGAGGAGCUGGAGAGGAGGAUUCAUCAGAACGCUCUACUGUCAACAGAUGUAGACAGAGAGUCUGGUGAUAAAAAUGAAGUGAACCAUCUGGCAGAACAGGUGGGAAUGGUGAGAUCCACCUCCACAUCUCCCCUGACUUCAGACAAAGAGACUUUGCAUCAUCCGAGACAGUCAGACACGCCUAACUCAUCUUCUACAGUCUGGGUAUCUCCAACAUACAGGACGUUCACGCUGACUCCUGCCAGGAUUCAACAGUGUGAGCGGUUUGCUUUAUCUAAAACAACACAGAUGAGCAAGGAGGAGGAGGCAGAGGCUGAGUGUCAGAAGAAGUUCUGCGCUCUCCCAGCCCCCAGCAAUGUCAGUCAACCCCUAUAUCAGGAGAUGGUGGAGCUGAGAGAGAAGGAGAGGAAGCAGGGCCGUGAGCAGAGGAGGGACUUCUUGCUCUCCAUUCAAAAACCUUUCAGUUUCCAAGAGAGAGAAAAGGAGAAAAGAGAGAAGCUGAUAGCAAUGUUAAACCAAGUCUCAAAUGAUCAGAAAAACAAGGCUGCUACUGUUAGAAAACCUCGUCACAAAGAAGUAAAAGACUCGUCAGGCUCUGAGCUUAAAGAACAGGAGAUCUGCAGACAAGCAUCCACUUGGACAACAGUGGGUUAUGAGAAUCCUACUGUGUCUGUUAGCUCGAAACUUCGCACUGCUGAGCGCACCAGGAAAGAAAAGUUGGGAUUCCUGGAUGAGAGGCCCAGCUUCCAGCCAAAAAUCAUCCAUCAGGUCCCUGAUUUCAGCAGGCUACACAAAGCCUUGCAGACAGAGGGCCUGAGAAAAACACAGAGUAAAGAUGUUAAAGAUGUGAUCAAAUGUCAGCCCUUCUUUCUGAGGACAUCAGCUCUCCCCGCAAGGCAAAGUAGGAUGAGCCCUGAAAACUCACAGGUACCAAAAAGAAGAAAUCUCAGUAGAAGCAAGUCACUUGGGGCCUUAACAUCACUGUCCACAGACACACUCCCAACAUACAUCACAGAUGCUGUGAGGAAGCGCUGCAUGGCCAUCAGAAAGUCAAUGGAGAUGAGGGAUAGCAAGAAUCAAGAGACUGCAGACUGGUUAAGGAAGUACCAAAUGAGGUCCCAGGCCAUGAAGAAGACAGUCACACUACAUGCAAAGUUGCUGGACCCACACAGCAGCUUGAAAGAGGUGUAUAAUGAAAAACUGCAGCACCAUCGGGAGGCUGACCAACAAAGGAUGAGAGAGUAUACAAGAGAGUUACAGGAUAUCAAGGCACGAGUAAGAGAACGCCCUUAUUUGUUUGAACAACUGAAACAGAAAAAUGCAAAAGCUCAUGCAGAGCAGACAUACAGGAACACGCUGAUGAAAGCCGGCUUGAAGGAGCAAUUUGUUGAAGAAAAUGGAGAAGCAGUUGAAGCAAAAUCAACAUCAACUAGCUCUGAGGACAAUACAGAUGAGAAUGACAUUCAAAGCAGGGAAGAAAAUGUAGACGACGGGGAGAAAAUUGAAGAUGUGGAAGAGAAGAGCGUGAAGUCCCGAGGGGAAGAAAUGCCAUGAUCAAAAAGAUUCAGGCGGCACAGUGUUCCUUGUGGCCUCUCCGCUAGAAAACAACAUUGUCCUCAAAAAUGAUUCAUGUCACGGCUAACUGUCCGCACCAGUUGUUUGAUAGUUUAAGAUGUCCAACUUUAAAUUAUGACAAAACAUCUCGACUAUGCAAUCACAAAUGUGAGGGGUUACAACAAGAAAAUUUAAGUUUAUAGAACUGUAUAUGUUAUAUAAGUAAUAUUUUAUAUGCUUUGAGUUUACACACAUACACACACACAUACACAUAUGCAUAUGUGUGUGUAUAUAUAUAUACAUAUAUAUGAAUACAAUCUGCAUGGCAUUUCAAGCUGAUUAAACUGAAAAUAAAAAAGCUAA